AUGUGGUGCCCACACGCGUCAGGCAUGGCGGCGCUGCUCAAGGCCGUCCACCCGGAGUGGAGGCCCGCGGCGGCCCUGGGCUUAGUCUACGAAGCUGGGUCGUACGACUACAUCAAGAUCAUGUACGCGAUGAACUACAUGACGGCGCAGAUCAAGAUCGUGGCACAGUCGUCGACCCGUGUGGACCGCGUCGGUGCAUCGCUUGAUCUUAACUACCCGUCCUUCAUCAUGUACUUUGACACGACCGGAAAUAAUACGUUCGUCAGGACCGUGACCAACGUGGGUGAUGGGCCGGCGAGGUACAGUGCCACGGUGGAGGGACUGGACGGGCUGAAGAUGAGCAUCAUGCCGAAUAGGUUGGUGUUCGGCAAGAAGCACGAGAAACAGAGAUACAUGGUCGUGAUUCAGGUGUGGGAUGAGCUAAUGCCCAAGGUAGUGCUACAUGGAUCAUUGACGUGGGUGGACGACAACGGCAAGUACACGGUGAGAAGCCCCAUCGUGGUGACAACGACGCAUGUGCUAUAG
Molecule: messenger RNA, 525 nt
Organism: Triticum turgidum subsp. durum (durum wheat)
Lineage: Eukaryota; Viridiplantae; Streptophyta; Magnoliopsida; Poales; Poaceae
Source: the annotation of a GenBank genome assembly